Messenger RNA from Puntigrus tetrazona (Sumatra barb), 3941 nucleotides. It is a transcript of the gene nf2b, whose product is annotated as neurofibromin 2b (merlin). The record is from RefSeq and is a predicted model, not a curated record. Gene Ontology annotation, molecular function: cell adhesion molecule binding; actin binding. Gene Ontology annotation, cellular component: apical part of cell; cytoskeleton; plasma membrane. Lineage: Eukaryota; Metazoa; Chordata; Actinopteri; Cypriniformes; Cyprinidae. Bases 618 to 2378 code for a protein of 586 amino acids. Gene Ontology annotation, biological process: regulation of cell shape; regulation of organelle assembly; positive regulation of early endosome to late endosome transport. The transcript is spliced from 17 exons.
AAGUCCAUACAUUUAUAUGACGUUUAUAUAAAAGUAUCUGUACACGUACAGAUGCACUGCGGAUUGCAUUUGGAUAAAAAUCACAGAAAUAUUUAGACAAAUCAUGUACAUAAUUUUCAAAAUACCACUACAUGCAAAUAUAUGAAACUUGUGUCAAAUAUGUGCAUAAAACGUCAAAUUAAACAUUACAGAUUAAUCUAUCUUACUAAAUCACAUUUUAAUAAGAUCUCAUCUCUCAUUAAAAUGUUAUUUAACUGACAGUGUGCACAUAAAUCACUGUAGUAUUGAAAAUUACUUAAAUUGUUAUUCUUCUUUAUUUCCAGUAGAGGGCGGUAAAGAAAAUCAACAACAAAGUAGUCUAAACUCUGUCCAACACAUUCUGCUCAACAUAGCUUCAGAUUUAUAUUCCACAACCGCCCAGCUGAUGGAUUAAUAAGAAAAUGGACGCUUUUAAAUAGUUUUAAAGGCUUUUCGACUUCUUUAUAGCGAUUUCCAUGUAGGGGAACAGACCGAAUCCGGUUUGCAUUGUUGUGGUUUAGCGGAGAGACUGGAAACUCCUCGCCGUGGAUCGGGCCUGUUUCAGCAUAUAAACUAUUCAAGGUGCUUAAGAAGUCACAAUGUCGAUUUUGGGUCUUAAAAAGAAGCAACCAAAGACUUUUAAAGUCAAAGUCAGCACCAUGGAUGCUGAAAUGGAGUUCAGUUGUGAGGUCAAAUGGAAAGGGAAAGAUUUAUUUGACCUGGUGUGCCGUACCAUUGGUUUGAGGGAAACGUGGUUCUUUGGCCUUCGAUACACGGUGAAAGACACUUAUGCCUGGCUGAAGCCGGAUAAACGGGUUUUGGAUCAAGAAGUUCCAAAGGACUCUCCGAUAACAUUUCAUUUUCUCGCCAAAUUCUUCCCUGAGAAAGUCGAGGACGAGCUCGUUCAGGAAAUUACUCAGCACCUCUUUUUCUUACAAGUCAAGAAGCAGAUACUAGAUGAGGAAAUAUUUUGCUCUCCAGAAGCCUCUGUUCUUUUGGCAUCAUAUGCUGUUCAAGCCAAGUAUGGGGACUAUGAUCCAAACUUUCACAAGCCAGGUUUUUUAGCUCAAGAUGAACUUCUGCCCAAAAGAGUGCUGAUGCAGUACCAGAUGACUCCAGACAUGUGGGAAGAGAAGAUAACCGCUUGGUAUGCUGAACACAGAAAUAUCACAAGGGACGAGGCUGAGAUGGAGUAUCUAAAAAUAGCACAGGAUCUAGAGAUGUACGGAGUUAGUUACUUUUCUAUUACGCAAAAUAAGAGGGACACAGAGCUGCUUCUUGGAGUUGAUGCUCAGGGUCUUCACAUCUACAGCCCCAACAACAAGCUCAGCCCUAACAAAUCCUUCCCAUGGAGUGGAAUCCGAAACAUCUCGUACAGCGAGAAGGAGUUUACCAUCAAACCGUUGGACAAGAAAAAGGAAGUUUUUAAAUUCUAUUCCUCUCAGCUCAGAGUUAACAAACUGAUCUUACAGCUGUGUAUUGGAAACCAUGACCUGUUCAUGAGGAGGAGGAAGGUGGAUUCCAUAGAGGUCCAACAGAUGAAGGCGCAGGCCAAAGAGGAGAAGGCCAGGAAAAAGGUCGAGCGUCAGAUUCUUGCACGAGAGAAGCAGAUGAGGGAGGAAGCGGAGCGAGCGAAAGAAGAGAUGGAGCGUCGUCUGUUCCAGCUACAGGACGAGGCUCGAAUGGCCAAUGAAGCUCUACUGCGCUCUGAGGAGACGGCCGACCUUCUGGCAGAGAAAGCCCAGAUCGCAGAGGAGGAGGCCAAACUACUGGCCCACAAAGCAGCUGAAGCAGAACAGGAGAGACAGAGGCUGGAGGUCACAGCUCUCAAAACCAAAGAGGAGAAGAGACUGAUGGAGCAGAAGAUGAGAGAAGCAGAACAACUGGCGGUUAAGCUCGUUGAGCAGUCGGAGAGGAGAUUGAAGGAGGCAGACCACCUGAAACAGGAUCUGAACGAGGCUAAAGAUGCGGAACGGAGGGCAAAGCAGAAACUCCUGGAAAUCACCAAAUCGACAUACCCUUUAAUAGCAGCAUACUCCAGCCCUCCUCCACCCCCUGGGCCAGAGAGCCCAGAUAUGGCUGUGGACGUGGGCAGCUCCAUCAGAAUGGAUUUCAAGGAUUCGGACAUGAAAAGACUUUCUAUGGAGAUUGAGAGAGAACGGCUAGAGUACAUGGAGAAGAGCAAACAUCUUCAAGAUCAGCUGAAGGAGCUCAAAUCAGAGAUUGAAUCCUUGAAGUUGGAAGAGCAGCAACAGGCUGGCCUCUACAGUAUCAGGAGUUACGCUGAACCUCCUUAUAUUCCCCACAGCAAUAGAAAUUCUGCCUACAUGGCUCAGAUGGCCUUCUAUGAGGAAGUGUGAAAGAACAAUCCAGUCUCUGUUUGGUUUGAGGAGCAGGAGGCUCUCGGAGGAGCGGUUCGCAGCUAUCACUGAAGCGUGCACGUACACCAAAAAAAAAAAAAUGCGGCAACCUCAUAUACUGUGCUUUUUAAGAUUAAUAUAUUUCUUUUACUUUUGUUUCGCGUACACUUCAAUUCGUGUUUUACUACUACCACAAAUUGCUUGGCACUCUCAGGCACAUGAAACCGCCUGUUCGCCCGCCAAGUUUAUUUGCUGGAUAUGCAAGGUAUUAAGGGACGCUUCUGAUACAGACAGUGCCUUCAGAAUUCUCAAACCUUUGAAUGCUAAUGAAGCCACCAGGAAUACUAAGACUUACUCUUUUCCUUCGGGAUGCCCGAUCGGUUUAACACUAGGUGCCUUUAACAAGUGCCACAGAUCGUGGUUUAAACUACAACAUCAGCCAGUGUCAAAUCAUUUGAUGUAUUUGCAUGUUUUGAACUGUGUAUUGUGUUUUUUUUUCCCCUUUGGUGCUUAUUGAACGUGUAGAUGAUUGAUAUUUUCCAGUACACUUCGACGCCUUUUGGAAAAGCUUGCACUACUCAUUGGGCUGAAUGAUUCUCUACCGAUGCACUCUUUCCCGCGGUAUGACGGCUCGUAUAACCCACUCGACAAGCUGUAACUACUCGAUUAUAUUCAGGAACGGAGGGUGAUUGAUGGCCUCUCUGUUUAUAAAUAUGCCGUACUCAUCAAUUUUUUGGCUGGAGACUCAGACUCUGAGUGUUUUUUGAAUCCGUGACAGUUUCUGAUAUAGUGAUACACAGGCAGAUUUAUCGGUUCAUCUACCGUUUUCUAUUCCUAAAACGACCGACGCUUGGACUUCGUGUCGCGGUGGUUAUGAGCCAUGUUGACAUUUCGGCACAUUUACAUCGGAGUAACAUUUCAGAUUCUGUUUAUUCCAUUUAGAAUAGUUUUUUUGCUGUUAUCGGAAUGUCCUUUUUGUUUCAAAACGCGAUGCAUCCAGUUACGCAGGACACACAUUUUGCACUCAUUUUUGAAUGCUUUUAGGUAUAAAUUGUUGCUGAAAUGUUGAUGCGAGACAAGCGCUCGCGUAUAAAGGGACGAGUCGUUAAUGACGUUGGAGGAGCUGAAAGGUUGUUAUGCCUCAUUAUGUUACAGCAUUUAGCAGCAUUAAUGGAUUUUCGAGCAAUAACUUUUGUAAAUACACUACAUGCAUUGCUGAGUCUUAGUUUAAGUGCGAGACAUUCCUGUUAUCGUCAGCAUGACUGUGCACAUUAGCUUGAGAUGUCUUAGGCAAUUGUUCAUGUUUUAAUGAAUGCCACAACCAAGUUUGUGUUUGUUUUUAUCCAUCUGCACCACAAAAAUAACUUUUUUUUUUUUUUUUUUUUGCAUGAUCAUUUCCACUCUGUGUUUGAUUUUUGAAAAACCUGUCACAGCACAAGUUGCCUCUGUUUAAUACGCGUGCCAUGGAUUCAGACACGGUUUGUCCGUAUGAAUGUGGACGUGCAGCAAUAUCACGUGCAGUGAAUUGUAAACUGAUACACAAAUAAACUGCAAAGAUGCGUU